Schistosoma intercalatum is the source of this 1329-nucleotide messenger RNA. The record is from the annotation of a GenBank genome assembly. NCBI's taxonomy places the organism in Eukaryota, Metazoa, Platyhelminthes, Trematoda, Strigeidida, Schistosomatidae.
AUGAAAUACUGUUCCUUAAAUAACUCACUUAGAAAUAAAGUAUGCUUAAUUAAUAUUUCAAACAACCACACAAACAAUCUGAGACGUAAAUUAUUUCGGAUCAGUUCCAUUUCAUUACUCAUCACAUCGCUUACAGUUACAUAUUGCAUAUCAUGUGCAGCUUAUUACGAAUUUAUGUUGAAGGAAUUCAGUUUAGUAAAUAAUCGCAUAUGUCAAUACUUAUUCUCAAAGAACUUGAGUUGGCUGGAGUACAUGGUGGUGAGAAGUAUUCAAUCACCAUCAAACGGGGACUACUCAAAUUUGACGAACUCUCAUGCAUGCAGUGAAUUCAAGUUAUUUCGUGGUGAAGUUGUUCAGUCGACAGUGGAAGAAAAACAAUUCCCUCUUGCAUUCAGUUUAGCUAUUCAUGAGAAUAUUAAACAGGCAGCUCGUCUCCUUCGUCUAAUUUACAGAUCACAUAAUUUGUACUGUAUUCAUGUGGAUUCUAAAUCACCACAAGUUUUUUAUAAUGAGGUAAUGGAGUUGGCUAGAUGCUUCGGUUCGAAUGUGAUGGUGGUGAAUCGAUCGGAAAGUGUGGAUGUUCGGUGGGGAUAUUAUUCCAUAUUGGAAGUGUUCCUUCUAUGUGCAAAGAAGUUGAUAAACAACAGUGAGAUUAACUGGAGGUAUAUUCUGAAUGUGAGUGGUCAAGAACUACCACUUCGCACCAAUUGGGAAUUGGUUGCCUUGUUGAAAGCGAUAAAUGGGUCAAAUAUAGUUGAAAAUUUGGGACCUGGGCAUAAUCCAGAACGUUGGCCAAAUAAGAAUCUCACGUUCCCGAUCAUUUGGAGUAAAGGAAGCUUUUACAUGGCGUUAAGGCGCGAUUUUGUUGAUUUCUAUCAGAAUGAUCCAAAAGUAAACGAAUUACUUGACGCCAUAAAAGCAGAAAAACAUUUACCGAAGCAUCCGGAUGAGCUAUUUUUCUCUACAUUGAAUUACAAUCCAUUACUUGGAGCUCCUGGUGCUUGCAAAGAAGAAUAUCUUACAAGUGACUUUGAUAUACGAGCGAUGUACAUAGGGCGUUUUGUACGGUGGGCCUAUAGAUCCUGUAGACGUGGAAAAAUUAGAAAUGGCAUAUGUCUUAUCGGUAUUUCCAUGCUUCCGAGUAUUCCAAAGCGAAUGGAACUUUUCGCCAACAAAUUUAGUGAAAAUUUUGAACCGAUCGCUUAUGACUGUACAGAGAAUUACAUCAUAGAAAAGGUUCUAGCAGAAAUGAGAACUAAUAAACUCAGUUCAAAUUUCAAUGUGAGCUUUUACUCACAACUCUAUUGUUCACAGGACCAUAUACACUGA